AUGAAUCCGCUUUGGGUGGGCCUGGUGUGCUCGCUCGCCCUCGUGAGGGGCCAGGAGUCGGUCUGCGACCCGACGACGGGGUCGAUCUACGACUUCUCCGAGGAACUCCUCGAUGGGUCCGAGAUCGUCGACUUCGACGAUUUCGCCGGGAAGGUCGGUUUAUUUGCAUCUUCGGCGUCGAAGAACGACUCGGGUCGAGACGACUUUGUCUCGUCGCAGGUGGUGAUGGUGACGAACAAAGAGCCGGGGGCGACGGCGGCCGAGAUCUUCAACGGGAUCACGCACGUCCGCCCGGGCGGUGGCUACGUCCCCCAGUUCCGUCUCUUCAAGAAGGUGGAGGUGAACGGCAGCGGGACCCAUCCCGUCUUCGCCUUUCUCAAGGGGACUUGUCCGAGCACGACGGACGAAUUCCUGUACAAGAGCGAGCUGUUCUGGGACGAGUUGAACUCUCGCGAUCUGAGAUGGAACUUCGAGAAGUUCCUCAUCGACAAGACUGGGAAGCCCUACAAGCGCUACCACCCGGCCGUGGACCCCAUCACCAUGGCGCCAGAGAUCCAGGCGCUCAUCGAGGCCUGAUUCCAUCGUGCGUGUCGAGAGGGGCGUGAGGUCGGAGGAGCGAGGGCGGGGAGAGCCAGGAAUGACGAGGCGCCCUUAAACCGAAUCUCGGUGGGGAGUUUCCGAUGACGCGACGAGGUCACGUGACGCCCGGAUCGCAGUCUCUUUUUGGAGUGCGGGACCGCGAAUACAGGUGUCGAUUCGACCGAGUUACCCUCGGGCUCUCGCCCUUUUUACUCCUCCUCCUUUUCCUCUCUCAGGAAAUACAAUGGCAGAAAUUGAGAAAA
Darwinula stevensoni is the source of this 842-nucleotide messenger RNA. The record is from the annotation of a GenBank genome assembly. NCBI's taxonomy places the organism in Eukaryota, Metazoa, Arthropoda, Ostracoda, Podocopida, Darwinulidae.